AAAUCUGAUUUUAAACCUAAACAACACUGCUAACCUUUUUAUGCCUAACCUUAAAUUAAGACCAAAAACUGAUUUUAGUUUUCAUGAAUUUUUACGAUGUACACUUUUAAUUUUGUGGCUGUGUAGUGACAACCCAAUGUCAGUGACUCGUGCCUUAGCACAGCGUUAAAUUACUGCGCUUCAUACAUUUACUACAUUGCAGAUUGAUAUUUAGGAAACGGGGGUCAUCUAACUCAGCAUCUUGCAUAUGCGAAUCAUCCACCUGCUACAGGUAAUCUACAUAUAUUCAAUCGCUGUUUCUCUGACAUAGAAAUAGACCAGGCGGAAUAUUAUUGGUAGUGAUUGUAGCCUAUAGACUACGAUAUGGGAUACAGCACAUUCCCACAGACACCGAUAUUCGUAUCACUAACUGGACCAGUAGUGAAGGUAUCUAUGUCUGAAUUUGGCAAAUCCAACAUUUGGAAAUGAAGUUAAUUUCAUGUGUAUGCUCCGGUGGUUGGGCUUCUUACUGUUUUCAGGAACAUGGCACCAGGACCAGGUUUCAGUGAUGAAAAGAAUGAGACAUGCUGCGAGAGGUACAGUAACAUCUAAUAAGUAAUGGUUGGAUCACGUCAUUGUCUAUAACUAUAUCAUCAAAGUGAUUUGAUUAGUUUUGUUGAGUGAAAAUGUAAUGAAUUCAACAACAUCAAAAUGAGAAAUAACACCCUAAUAAAGCUUUUACUUUUGUGCUGUACAUUUUACAUUAACUUUUAACAGAAGGCUGACCACUACCUUUAAUCAGUGGACAAUAUUUGAAACGGCAGAGGUGUGUCAUGCAGAGAAAUUGACUUCCUGCACAGAAGCACGUAUCAUUGACUAUUACAUUAUUCCAUAUAAGGAAAUAGGAAAGUGACUCACAACCAGGCGGUUUCAUUCUAUUGACAUACAGUAAUACGAAGACAAUGAGGACAUGUUGAACCAAACCAUCAAACAUGCUUUAUGAACACGGGUCCAGAAGUUUAGGAGGAAGUAAAAUAUAAGACUGGUCUACCCUAAAUGUCCUUUUAUGAUUGAUUUCCUUAGUGAAAGCACUGUCUAUGUGCAUAACCCACACCUGGAUGGGAUGAAAGAAGACGUUCUCUACCACUUUAACCUGGGGACCUCCACACACAACCUGCCUGCCAUGUUUGGAGAUGUCAAGGUAAGGUUACUGAUUGAUUCAUUAGGCUAUUAGCUAGAUUGCAUCAGUAAAUGGACAUUCAUAACAUCCUAAUUCCUGCAUUCAAUAUGCUCAUCUUUUCUGUAUUCAUCUGGUUUCCCAGAUACAGAUAAAGCCUAGUCCUGGACAAAAAAAACCUUUCAAGGGACAUUCUCCAUAGAACAUGCAUUUUAAUCCAGGACUAGGCUUAAUCUGGGUUCAGGAAAGCAGCCCUGUAUUUCUAUAGACUUUUUGUAUUCAACCCAGGACGUUAACAUUUACGCCGUCUGCUCUCAUGUCCAUGUCUCAGUUUGUGUGUGUUGGGGGCAGUCCCUGGAGAAUGAAGUCCUUCAUAGAGUAUAUUGCUGGAGAGCUGAGUCUGGAGGACCCCAAGGCUGAGUACCCUAACAUCUGUGCAGGAACUGACCGCUACGCCAUGUACAAGAUUGGCCCCGUGCUCUCCGUCAGCGUACGUGAAGAAAUACAAUACUAGUAUCCAUUUCAAUCACUUAUGGUUUAUUAUAGUGUCACUAGAUGUUAGUAAGUUAACAUGGGUUGGGACUCAAAUGGUACCCAAUAUUGCACUACUUUUGACAAGGGCUCUGGACAAAAGUCGUCACUAGGGAAUAUGGUGCCAUUUGGGACACACUCACGAUGUUGCACCUUCGGGUGGAAUUGUAAUCGAUGCCCUGGGAAUGAAAGGUAAUAUAAAGGAAUAGAGAAGGUUUCUUUGUCAAAUCAAUGGACAUGUUGGUGUAGCAGCUUGUUCUGCCAAACAGACUGAGUUGAGUGGCCUAAUCAUUGUCUUCCUUCAGAUGGCGUCAUUCUAACGCAACCGCGUUGCCAUGAACUAGUGCAGACAAGGUGGUCACGCUAUCUGACGUAAGACAGUGGUUGUGUAAUGUGAUACAUUUAUGACAUCACGUGUCUCUCUCUCUCUCUCUCUCUCUCUCUCUCUCUCUCUCUCUCUCUCUCUCUCUCUCUCUCUCUCUCUCUCUCUCUCUCUCUCUCUCUCUCUCUCUCUCUCUCUCUCUCUCUCUCUUUUACAGCAUGGUAUGGGUAUCCCCUCCAUCGCCAUCAUGUUACACGAGCUCAUCAAGCUCCUCUACCAUGCUCGCUGCACUGAUGUUACCAUUGUACGCAUUGGGACCUCCGGUGGAUUAGGUAGGCCUAUAUAUACUUUAUUUAGACGUUUUCUGUCAGGUUGUACUUCUCAAGUGCUUUGGAUAUGAUUUAAUUCCUUUAUGAUUAAACACAGCACACCUGAAUCCCACUAUAGUCAAACGAGUAAUAACACUAAUAUGUGGUGUUUAAAUCAAUCAAUCAAUUCAAGUCCUUUUAUUAAGCUAAAGUUGCAUCCCAAAUGGCACCCUAUUCCCUACAUAGUGUACUACUUUUGACCAGGGCCCAAAGGUAGUGCACUUUAUAUGGAAUAGGGUGCCAUUUGGGACACAAGCCUAAAACAAGCUAUAUUUGCUAUACAUUGUACAUACACUGAUCCACUUUCUCUCUCCAGGCCUUGAGCCUGGCACGGUUGUUGUCACCAAGCAGUCAGUAGACGCCACCUUCCUGCCCAGGUUCGAGCAGGUCAUCCUGGGGAAUACUGUGGUGCGUAGCACGGACCUGGACCAAGGGCUGGCUGAAGAGCUGCUGCAGUGCAGCAAGGACCUGGGUCAAUUUGAAACGGUCGUAGGAAACACCAUGUGCACCAUGGAUUUCUAUGAAGGUGUCGGUUGUUAUACGCUACUUCAGUAUUUUGCUUGUUGUCUGCGAUUCUGUCUUUUUCAAAUGUGUUCCUGUGUUAGCAUGGUACCUGACCUGUUUUUGCUCCUGUCAACUCCAUUGCUGUCAUUGUAAUGCCAAACAUGUUAGGCAUGACAAUGAGUGAGUUGGCAUGACAAUGAGUGAGUUGGCAUGAUGGCACAAACAGACUGGCACUCAGGUUAUAUUGAUGAGCCUUAAUAGAGUUACUGUGGGUAGCUAGCUGGUGUUUUGUGUGUCCAGGACAAGCUCGUCUGGAUGGGGCCUUCUGUUCCUACACAGAGAAGGAUAAACAGGACUACCUGACCAAGGCCUAUGAGUCUGGGGUUCGCAACAUCGAGAUGGAGUCUUCCGUGUUUGCUGCCAUGUGUAAACUCAGCGGUCUAAAAGGUACACCGCUGGUGUAG
Coregonus sp. 'balchen' is the source of this 3345-nucleotide messenger RNA. NCBI's taxonomy places the organism in Eukaryota, Metazoa, Chordata, Actinopteri, Salmoniformes, Salmonidae. The record is from the annotation of a GenBank genome assembly.